Castor canadensis (American beaver) is the source of this 1086-nucleotide messenger RNA. The record is from RefSeq and is a predicted model, not a curated record. NCBI's taxonomy places the organism in Eukaryota, Metazoa, Chordata, Mammalia, Rodentia, Castoridae.
AUGAACUUCCAGGUGACAGGCCUGAACCUGGACAAGAUGAAGCUGGAUAGUCCACAGUCCUUCCUGGAUGUGGAGGAGGUGGAAGAGGCAGAGGAUCAGCAGCUGCUGGACCCGGAGGCUUGGAGGACCUACAUGGAGCGCCGUAAUGUGCUGCGGGAGUUCCUGACCGCAGACCUGAGCCCCCACCUGCUCAAGCGCCACCAUGCCCGCAUGCAACUCCUCAAGAAAUGCUCCUACUACAUCGAGAUUCUCCCCAAACACCUGGCCUUGGGUGACCAGAACCCUCUGGUGCUGCCCAGCACCAUGUUCCAGCUCAUUGACCCCUGGAAGUUCCAGCGCAUGAAGAAGGUGGGCACAGCACAGACUAAGAUCCAGCUCCUGCUGCUUGGGGACCUGCUGGAGCAGCUGGACCGUGGCCGUGCACAGCUGGACACCCUGCUGGAAUCACCCGAUCCACGACCCUUCCUGGCUGGUUGGGGGCUUGUGGAGCAGCAGCUGGCCGACUUGUCAGCCGUCAUGGACAACUUCCUGGCCAUGAUGGUGCCAGGACGACUGCACAUCAAGCACCGCCUGGUGUCCGACAUUGGGGCCACCAAGAUCCCACACAUCCGGCUCAUGCUGAGCACCAAGAUGCCUGUCAUGUUCGACCGGAAGGAGUCAGUGGCUCAUCGGGACUGGGUCAGCCUGCGCUGGUUUGUCACCGUCCAGCCAGCUGCGCCAGAGCAGUUUGAGCUGCGCUUCAAGCUGCUGGAGCCCCGGACACAGCAGGAGUGCACACAGUGUGGCAUGGUCCCUGUGGCUGCCUGUACUUUCGAUGUCCACCACCUGCUGCCCAACCGCACCUACAAGUUCACCAUCAAGAGGGCAGAAAGCUACACGCUGGUGUACGAACCCUGGCGGGACAGCCUCACCCUGCAGACCUUGCCAGGGCCCCGAGGGGCCACCCCCAGUCACAGCCUCACCUUGCAGACCUCACUGGGGUCUCGAGGGGCCACCCCCAGUCACAGCCUCACCCUGCAUACCACUCCGGGGCCCCCCAGAGCUGGGCAAGUCCAGCUGCCCCUGAUUGCACCUUCCGAGAGAUGA